GGCGAGGCGCUGUACCACCAGCGGCGCGUUGUCGGGGUGCUGGCCUCCUCGGCGACUCAAGCGACUGACGCCGACGAGGUCAUCGGCGUCUCGCCGGACGGCGACCCCGAGCAGAUCGACCUCUCAGGGGCCUCGCGGGACAUCGAGGCCUGGCGCUGGUCGGAGGUCUUCCGUCCUCCCCCGCCUGGUAUCCCGCGAGGUCAGGUGCACCGCUUCCGGCAGGAGCCCGACGCCGCCGCCCUCGCCACGAUGCGCGCGGACGCCGAGGCGUUCUGCGACGCCGCCUUCCUCGCUCGCGAGCGGGCGGCAGGGCAGCCCGCGGUGCUCCCGGCGACGGGCAGCCUGGUCGACGCCGUGUGGCCCGCGCCCGCGGCGCCAGCCGCGGCCGCCGCUGUGGCCCCCGCAGCCCCCGGGCUGCCGCUGGCGCUCCCUGGGAUGGCGCCCCCCCCGGGCCCUCCGGCCCUGGGCGCCCCCGCCGCGGCCGCCGCCCCGCUGGCCCUGCUCGGAGCACCCCCAGCCGCGCUGCCUGGCGCUGCUCCACCGGGGGCGGUGGUGGCGGCCCCGCUGGCCGCCGCGGCGCCUGGAGCCGCCGCCCCGGCCGCAUUCCCCGCGGCCAUGGCUGCUGGCGCCCCUGCAGCUGGGGCCCCGCUGGCCGCAGGACUGGGCAUGGUGGCAGCGGCACCCUACCCGGUGAUGGUCACGGUUGAGACGACGACGUAUGGCCCGCGUGGGACUCCAGUGGCUCCGAACGGCACGGAGGUCAUGUCUGGCGACAUCGGCAUCCACACGGCUUCCGGCUAUGGUGGCUUGCUGGUUCGUACGGUUCGUUCCGACCAGGUGCAGGAUUUCAAGGGCCUCGAGGCAGCGGGUGACGCCCGCCUCCUCAGCGUGAUCGCGGUGAAUGGUCAACGCUCCCGUCGAGCAUGGCGUGACGUGGCCAGCUCGCUAUCCGAGAUCGCUUUCCCCGACUGGGCGAUAGAGGGCCCCCGCACCACUCCUUGGUGCUGCCGAUGGAUCGACCGUCGGGGCGGGGGCCCUCUCGACCACCACCGCUUCUUCGUGAUGGUCCACCGCCUCCACAAGGACAGCUGGGGUGUCCCGAUGCACGAGUUCGGGAUGAAGGCCCUCGAGACCCUCGGCGCCUACGACUCGCUCGACCUGCCGAACGUCGCGGGGAUCGAGUCGCUGAUGCGCGAAGUGCAGCUGGUCGAGUAUGCGUAUGCGAAGCGCGACGGGUUUGCUGGGGCCAGCACCGCGGUGGCCGACGGCGACCUGAAUGCCAAGAAGAGGGGCCGUGGCCGUGGCCGCGGGCGAGGAGGCGUCGCGGGCGCUUUCGGCUACCUGGAUGAGCACACCGCCUUCCGGGGGCAGCGUGAGACGGGAGACGCCAUGGUGUGUCCCGCCCUGGUCGAGUGGGUUGGCAAGCAGGUCGAACGCGAUGCCAACAUUUUCAAGCAGGUAUUACAUACAGAGUACGUUGACAACUUCGUUGCCCUUGGCCUCUCGAAGGACCCCGCGUAUGCCGUGACUGACUCCGUCGAUCGCAGUCUCCGAGACGCUGGGUUUCGCACCCGCGGUCCGACGGUGUCGGCUGGAGGGGGUGUUCUCGGUUGGACCUUCGACCAGGACGCCCCGACGAUUGGGAUCAGUCACCGCAUAGGCUGGCGGAUGCGACUAGGAUGUCUGGCUGUCGCGGACAUGAAGUACGCCUCGGGGGAUCUUGUCAGGGUCGUCGUGUCACGCUUCACGUCUCGGGCUCUGCUGCGCCGUGAAUUACUCUCAUGUCUGCAGGCUUCGUAUUCUUUCAUCGAGUCGUCUGGCCACCACACGCGUGUUCUCUGGAGCUCAGUCAAACGGGAGCUUCGUUGGUGUGCCGCGCUGAUCGCACUCGCUUUCCGCGACGUCAAUGCCGCCUGGUCCCCCAUGGUCUACUGCGCCGACGCGUCCUGGUGGGGCGCAGGGGACGUCAGGGGCAUCCGCAGCGUCCAGGAGGUCCAGCACGCGGGCCACUAUACGGAGCGCUUGCGUUACUCAGCGGCCCACGAGGCCAUCCUCAAGCCACGGGGCUCGGCUCUGAAGUGUUCGGUCAGCGGCGGGGCCACCGCUUCCCCCCAGGACUCCGAGAUCCCGAAGGCCCCCCUCCCCGAGGUCCCAGAGUCGGUUUACGGCGGCGACUGGUCCCUCGUUAUGUCCCAGAAGUGGUCCCACAAGGAGGCCCAGGUUGUCUUGGAGGCUCGGUCGCUCGUGCUCACCGUGAAGAACACAGUUCGGAACACUCAGAACUUCGGUUGCAAGCACUUGGAGGCGAGGGCCGCCGAGCGGGCGAGGGCCUUCCCUGCUGCCGCAGAGGCCCCACCGCCGCCGGGCGCCCCGACCUUCCUCGAGCUGCAGAGCGUCUCGCCGAAGGCCGCCCAGGACUACCAGACGUACGUGACGGCGUUCUACCAGUGGGGCCAGGAGCGCCACCUGCUCAGCGACAUCGCGACCUCGCUGAGGUCGGCGCCGGCGAUCGACCUAGCCCUCGUGACGUACAUGCACGAGAAGUUCUUCGCAGGCAAGCUCUCCUACGUGCCGACGAAGCUGAUCGCGGGUCUCCGCUACUUCUGGACAUACCCCAACGGAGAGCCCCUCGAGCUGCCCCGCAGCUUUCGCGCCUUGACGGGCUGGAAGCGCAUGGUGCCCGCCCAGAGCCGCCUGCCGUACCCCUGGGUCGCCCUGUGCCUGCGCGUGCAGCACAUGAUUGCCGCGGGCCAGGUGAUGGAGGCAUUGGCCAGCAUCAUCACCUUCACGUUCUACCUGCGCCCCAGCGAGCGCCUGCGUCUGCAGGGGAAGCUGAUCACAGCUCCUGCCCAGGCGCCUCGCCGUGUGCAGGACGGCCAGGGCCAAAUGUGGCCCCUCCUCCUGCACCCGCAAGAGGGCGGCGACACGUCCAGGACGGGCCGCGUGGACGAGAGCCUGCUAGCGGACAACCCCCUGUUCCCGUGGUUGCCGCAGGUGUUGGGCCUCCUGAAGGCCAAGUUCCCCCACUCGCUGGUCUUCAACUUCGGCCGGGCUCGCACUCUCCUGAGCGCCAAGAAGCGCGGCCGCUGGGCCAGCGACCGCAGCCUAGCCCGCUACGAGCGGGGCGGGCGCAUCAACGAGCAGCUGAGCCUCUUGUCCCAGGACAUCCUCAUCGCCGCCGACCUGGCGGCCUCGAACAUUGGCGUAACCCUCGUGUCGGCUGGCCACCCUGUUUUCGAGAUCGACAUGCGGCACGGGGUUGAGCAUGACAUGUGCAGUAAGGCCCUGGUCAAGCUUAUUCGGGGCUGGGUCCGAGGUGUAUGUACGUUCACUGGCUCCCCGCAUUUUACCCUGGAGAUGAAAGGCUCCAAGAUCGUAUCAAAGCAGGCGGAGGUGGACCUCGCGGACGACCCGGGGCCCGACCUGGGCGCGCUGGUCGCCGCGGGCGCGCGGCCCGCGAGGGAGGAGGCCUCGCUGGCCGAGGCCGCCCCCGCCGAGGACCCGAGGGUGGCCCUGCCGCUCAUCGGCGUCUACCGCGUGGAGGAUGCGGCACUGCCGAGCGAGGCCCUCUCUGGGCAUGUCCCGACCCCUCUGCCGGGGAGCAUUCCCUUUGACAAGGUGAUGACCAACAUCGUGCAGAAUGUCGAUUUCAAGUCUUGGUCCGAGAACGCGCGGAACAUGUGGUUCAAGGAUUUCAAGUCUGACCCCUCAAAGGCCGUGAUCAGCGACACUUACUGGUUCUGCAUAAUUUUCUAUUUCCAGGCCGGCAAGUUCAAGGAUGUGGAGCAGCGCCUUUUCAGUCUGCCCGCGGCACGGUGGCGGAUUUCUGCCAAUUUCGUCGGCCUCUUCAGCACGGUGGGCCACCAGCGGAAGGACUUCUUUUUCAAGAGCUACGCCGACGCCGUCGCGCAGGCCGUGCUCUAUUCCAUGUUCGUCGCGUACCCCAAGUCGCGGGUCAAUUUCACGGACGCCUUCCGCAAAGAGCUCGUCAGCCGCAUCUCGUACUGGACGACGGGCAUCUGCCCGGAGUUCGUGGACACCUCCCACUGGAAGCUCAACCUGGGCGGCGGAGACGUGCUGCAGUCUGCGCCCGCGCAGGCCUUCCAGAAGCCGGCGGACGCCACGGGCGGCCGCAGCCUCGCCUCCGCGGGCGCCGCGGGACAGCCCAUGUUCGGGAUGCUGAGCGCGGACUCCCUCAAGGGCACGCGCGCCUCGCUGGCGCACCGCGCCCCGCGGCCGACCAAGACGCUCCGCUACUCGCCGCUGGUGGCGCACUUCCUGCGCGCGCGGAGGUACACCUCGGUCAACCUGGUGCAGUCGGUCAAGAUGCGCCUGACCACCGCCGAGGAGCGCGUCAAGCUGGUGGACGCCAAGCACGCGAACAUGGUGGAGCGGGCGAACCAAUCGUGCGAGACGUGCGACAGGCUCGCCGUGGAGUAUGAGGAGAUGAUGCAGAAGGUGAAGAGGGAGGAGCGCCUGCGGAACCUGCAGGCCCAGACGGCCAAGCGGCGGCUGGAAGUGCGGCGGAAGGAGGUGCUACGGACGGACCCGCACGAGUACGCCAACUACCUGGUGCAGCUGCACAACCUGCAGCCCGGGGCGAGCUACGGCGCGGCCCAGGGCGCGGGCCAGGGCGCGUGA
Prorocentrum cordatum is the source of this 4641-nucleotide messenger RNA. NCBI's taxonomy places the organism in Eukaryota, Dinophyceae, Prorocentrales, Prorocentraceae. The record is from the annotation of a GenBank genome assembly.